AUGGAUCAUCAUAUUGUUGGUGGGAAGUUUAAGCUGGGGAAGAAGAUAGGUGCUGGAUCUUUCGGACAGCUCUAUUUAGGGGUAAAUGUACAAACUGGAGAAGAAAUUGCUGUGAAAAUGGAACCUGUCAAGACCAAACACCCGCAGCUCUAUUAUGAAUCGAAGCUGUACAUGCUUCUUCAGGGAGGAACUGGGAUUCCUCAUCUUAAAUGGUUUGGAGUUGAAGGCGAGUACAAUGCCAUGGUUAUUGAUCUUUUAGGACCAAGCUUAGAAGAUUUAUAUAACUAUUGCAGUCAAAAGUUUUCAUUGAAGACAGUUUUGAUGUUGGCCGAUCAAUUGAUAAGUAGAGUGGAAUAUGUGCACUCUAGAGGUUUUCUUCAUCGUGAUAUAAAGCCCGAUAACUUCAUAAUGGGUUUGGGGCGCAAAGCGAAUCAGCAACUUUCCGACUCUGAUAGGGGUCGAUUGUCAAGGCCUGAUAGUAGCUCAAAACGGGCCACCCUAUCAACCAGCCGCCCCAGCUCCGCAGGUGAGCCCGGUGAAAAUCGUCAUACAAGGCUGAGCUCAGGCAUCCACCGCUCAUCAUCCAACCGGAGAUUGCCACCUGGAGUCGAGCCCAAGUCAUCCUCCGUAACUCGCGCAUCUGCUGCUAGAGGUGUCCGGGAUGAAAAUCUCAAGAGCUUUGAGCUAUUGACUAUUGGCACUGGAAGAAGGAAAUAA
Molecule: messenger RNA, 717 nt
Organism: Striga hermonthica
Lineage: Eukaryota; Viridiplantae; Streptophyta; Magnoliopsida; Lamiales; Orobanchaceae
Source: the annotation of a GenBank genome assembly